Molecule: messenger RNA, 321 nt
Organism: Plenodomus lingam JN3
Lineage: Eukaryota; Fungi; Ascomycota; Dothideomycetes; Pleosporales; Leptosphaeriaceae
Source: RefSeq, a predicted model, not a curated record
AUGCUCGCGGCUGUGUGUGCCUUUCCUGGUGUUGUGCUUCUCCCUGGCGUUUGUCGUGAGGUCUCUGAAGAAGCCUUACUCGAUGAACGCGCCAUCGCCAUCGUCGGAGCACUAGCACCGAUGCUUGGUCUCGCGGAUCGGCCCCUCGAUAAGGUUGCUGCCGAUUUCAAGUCUGGCUCCUUGCCCCUCUUAUCUAUCCGAUGGGCUCUCAUCCCAGAGUCACUUGGACGCUUUGCCUCCUCCGCCUCAGCUUCGUGUCGAGCUUCUCUGUCCUCUGCCUCCACUUCCUCCUGUGCCUCUCCGCCUUCCGCGGCGUAUUGA